Molecule: messenger RNA, 772 nt
Organism: Photinus pyralis (common eastern firefly)
Lineage: Eukaryota; Metazoa; Arthropoda; Insecta; Coleoptera; Lampyridae
Exons: 3
Coding region: 106-729 (207 amino acids)
Source: RefSeq, a predicted model, not a curated record
UCUAUUUAAAACUAAAAACCCCAUAGAUAGUAAGUGAACUCUGACAUUGAUCCGCUAAUGAGAAACUCCUAAAACGAGCAUUUGCGCUUGUUUUGUAACUGGAUCAUGUUGUUAAAUCUGUGUGUGCUGUUAAUUUUUUAUUCCAGUGGUAUGGUGUUAUCGGCACCGGACCACUCAGAUGAUGUCUACUGGCGUGACUACAACGGGGACGUACCAAACGACGCGCUACCCGGGGGUUUGGAUCGCGACCGCAAUCCGACGUAUAUCGGGCAGGUGGUAGCCCAAGGAGCGAUUAUACCCGGUCAAAUUUUCGGAGGUGCUCAAAAGAUUUAUUACCAAGGCGAUUACUCUGCGCGCGAAGCAACCGAAAAUAUUAAAAUCCUCUGCACGAGGAAACCAGAAAAUGUAGAGUGGGUUAAGACGACCGGCGCUGAUAUCAGGCACAUAGCCCUCCCACGACUAAUACCGGGCGGCUAUCAAUAUAGCGGCCACAUGUACAUUGGUAGAGGUAUUGCGGGCAAUGUUUUAUCCGUUGGAAAGGUCACUAUUCCCACUGAAAGGUCGAGACAGGCCACAUUUAAAGCUUCGGUGGAUGGGGAUUCGUACAGCCCAAACGAGUUCGAGGUGCUCUGUCACCGAAUGAGGAAUCCGGAUGUUGCGGAUUCGUCAUCUAAGGUUUCAUUCGGUUUCGCACUAGCGAGCUUGAUAGUAUUGGUACUUUUACUGUAGAUUUUAGGCAAUAUUGUUGAAUUAUAGCAGCUUGUAGUCUUGG